Pseudoliparis swirei is the source of this 1425-nucleotide messenger RNA. RefSeq names its product endothelial cell-specific molecule 1 (gene esm1). The transcript has 3 exons. The record is from RefSeq and is a predicted model, not a curated record. Gene Ontology annotation, cellular component: extracellular region. The coding region runs from base 120 to 671 and encodes 183 amino acids. Lineage: Eukaryota; Metazoa; Chordata; Actinopteri; Perciformes; Liparidae.
CGGUGCACCAGAGGUCACUCCGCUCAAGUCUCCCAGAGGCGCGCGCUCCUCUGUCCCUGCCCGCAGACGUACCAACAGACAGCAGUCCCUUCCGCGAGCCCUCUACCCGGUACCCGGUGAUGUCUCUCCUCCUCCUCCUCCUCCUCAUCACUGUGCUGUCCCCGCUCCUGGUGCGCGAUGCCGCGGCGUGGAGCGCCAAUGUCAAGUACGCGGUGAACUGCCCGGACCAGUGCAGCGCGGAGCGGUGCGGCGGCACGCAGCGCUGCGCGCGCACGGUCCUGGACGACUGCGGCUGUUGCCAGGUGUGCGCGGCCGCCAGAGGGGAGCACUGUUACCGCACCGUGUCGGGCAUGCACGGCGUGAAGUGCGGACCGGGAUUAUUCUGCGAGUUCUACAAGGACGAGGACGAGUACGGGGACGAGUACGGGAUCUGCAGAGACUGUCUGUAUGGAACCUAUGGGAUUGAGUGCCGCAAGGCAUGCAACUGCAAAGGUGGCAUCUGUGACAGGGAGACGGGAGCUUGUCUCACCCUCAGAUUCUUUGCCAAAAUCGCUGGCAAACUCAAGACUGAGCCUCAAGAAGGAGGAGAGGUGGGGUCGGGAGAGGUCAGCACCGGCCAGGAUCAACACACGGACAGAUCCACCGCUCAGAACCGGCUCAACCCUCGCUGACAAGUGCUGACAAGACUGAAUCUAUUCAGUGUAAAUGUAGCAUUAACUUAUAAAUGAACUGAAAGAUAUAUUUUAUUAUGUUAAACAAUGAGAAACUUUUUUACAGCAUUUGGAGGUUUUUUGUUUGUUUCCGUUUGGUCCUCGUUUGACACAAGCGUCACGUGACACGUCUCGUGAGAUACACCGGCCGUGUUGUUCUCCUCACACUCUCUUUGUCUCUGUUCCUCGUCUGCUUCUCAAGAUUAGCCCGCCGUCUGUUCCCAUGACGGCGUGGACCUCAUGUAGUUCAUGUCACAAGAAAAGUCAUCGCAUUAAGUACCGACUGCACACUGCAACUUUUAUUUUCAUGGAUUCAUUGUCGUCCACUAAAUGUUUUGAUGUUUUCCAUAAUGAUAUCUUAUUUGUACUGUAUAUAUGAAAAGCAGACAUGGACAAUAUCAUGUAUGUGACACCAGCUAAUGUAAAGAAAGCCCUCACAAUUAAACCAAAGUUAUCAAAGACUCUUUUCAUUUUGUGUUUCAUUUACUAAUAAUGCAUGAAUCAUUUGAUACAGAGAGUGUAUUUCAAAAAAAAAUAUAUCGUGUAAUCAAUAUUUACAAACUUUGUUCAGAAACAUCCAAUUUGUCAUUCUCAUUUGAAGGGCUUGCUGCUGUGAUUCUUUUGUGUACACCAGGAUUUCUUUGUAUUUUGGCAUUUUACACAAAUGUUUUUGAAAGAUGGUCAACAAAGUUGCACAAAUAAAUGUUUAACUGCU